Messenger RNA from Plasmodium gaboni, 8310 nucleotides. Its product is annotated as putative membrane protein. The record is from RefSeq and is a predicted model, not a curated record. Bases 1 to 8310 code for a protein of 2769 amino acids. Gene Ontology annotation, biological process: mitochondrial protein processing; protein-containing complex assembly. Gene Ontology annotation, cellular component: m-AAA complex. The transcript is spliced from 2 exons. Lineage: Eukaryota; Apicomplexa; Aconoidasida; Haemosporida; Plasmodiidae.
AUGGAUAACUUAGAAGAGCUGAUAGAAGAAUAUAUAUGCCCUGAAAAAGUCAUGUUUACCUAUGAGAAGGAGAAAAAAAUUGAAUUAAUUUAUGAAAAGAAUAAAGAUAAAGAAGAAAAUAAAAUAAGAGAUAACAUACUACAAAAAUUAUUAUUAUUGAUAGAAAAGGAAGAUUAUGAAGAGAAUGAAGAAGGAAAUACAAAAGAAGUAUAUAAAGAAUAUGAAAAAAAAUCACAUGGGAAAAGAUAUGAAAAUAAUGUUAGGUCUUCAAAUAAUUUUGUUUCAAAGGAUAUACUUGAUAUGUGCCUAUUUAAAAUAAAAAAGUGGCCUAAUAAUAAUUUAAUAAAAAUAAUUAGAAUCUUGAAAAAAUACUAUUUCUGUAAUGAAAAUAUGAAGAGAGGUACAUCGAUAAAUUUGGUUACACAACUGUUAGAAAGAAUAGACAUUUGUGAUAUGCCACUUGAUUAUUUUGAAACAUUUGUUUAUUUUUUUAUUAAGAAAAUAGAAGAUUGGCAUUGUAUUAAUGGAGUAGUAAAUUUUUUCUUUCUGAUGUUUGAAAAAUAUGAACAUGUUUUAAAAAGUAUUUAUUAUAACAAUGAAAUAACAGAGUUGUAUAAAAAUUUGUUUAUUUAUAAAAAUAAAACUAAAAAGGAUAAUAAUAAAAAAAAUAAUAAUAAUUUAUAUAUAAAUAAUGACGUGUCGAUGAAAGAUAAUAAUUAUAAUAAUGAUGAUCAUGAUGUGUUUAGAUCAAAGAAUAAUUUGAAUGACGAAGAAGAAAAUCAAAAAAUUGAUGCCCUCUUGGAAAAAGAUAUUUUGUAUGAACAAUGUAGUGACCCUUAUAGUAAUUAUGAAGAUGAUAAAUGUUUAAGUUCAUUUGAUGAAUAUGAAAGUGAUUAUGAUGAUAAUUUUGAUGCUGAUCCUUCAGAUUAUAAUUCUUCAGAUGAAGAAGAUUAUAUACAAAUAAGAAGAAUAAAUAAAGAACAAGAUGAAGAAAUAAAAUUAUGUGUUGUAUAUAAUAUUUUGAAAAAAUUAUUUAAACAUAUUCAUGCUCCAAGUUAUUUACAAGGAAUACGAUUAAAUUAUUAUAAAAUAAUUUUAAAAUCGUUAGAAAAUUUUAGGAAUGAAAUUAUUAGUGUUCCUAAUUUUAUUGACAAGAUACAAGUACAAUUAGAAAACGAAUCAGAUCCUCGAAAUAUCUUAGUCUUAUUUGAUAUAAUUUAUAUUUUGUGUAAUCGAUAUAUAUCUCCUUUAGAGACAAAUGAAGAUUUUAUAAGUAUAAAUGAAGAUCAUUUGUAUGAACAAAGAGAUGAUGAAACUAUAAAAGUGGUUGAAAAUGAAGAUGAUAAUAAUAAUAAAAAUUAUAAUGAUGAUGAUAAUAAUAAUAAUAAGGAUGAUAAUAAUAAUAAAAAUUAUAAUGAUGAUGAUAAUAAUAAAAAUUAUAAUGAUAAUAAUAAUAAUAAUAAUAAGGAUGAUAAUAAGAAUGAUAAUAAGAAUGACCAUAGUGAUAAUCAUAGUGAUGUAGUUCACAAUAAUAAUAAUGAUGAGAAAGAAAAAGAUAAAAAAAAAAAAUAUAUAAAUAAAGAGUCAUUAUUUACAUAUGACAAAGAAACGAAUUAUUUAAAAUCACUUAUUGAUAUAUCAUUUUAUUAUUUCCCUAUUGAGUUUAUAAAUAAUGAUGGUAGAUAUGAUAGUAUUACAGAAGAAAUUUUAGAAGAGUCAUUUUUUAGAUGUCUUCUAUCAAAUAAGAGAUUAGGUGCAUAUGUUAUAAUGAAUAUAUUAGAUCAGUUUUAUAAUUCUGAUAAUGAUGAAAUAAGUGAGAAAAAUCUAAAAAGUAUUUUGAGAGCCUUAGAAAUAUGUAUACCAUAUUAUGGAUGUGAGUGUGCCUCUAAAUUUAUAACAACGGUUAUAGGUUUGAUAGAUUUAGAAUGUAUAGAAAAUAAUUCAACAGAUAAAAUGAUAGACUAUUUUAUUGACAUAUUGUUAGUAUUUAUUAAUAUAUUAAAUAAAGAAUCUAUAUCAAUUAAAUAUAAUAUAUUUAAUAGGUAUAUAUCUAGUAUGUUUAAAAAAAUUCAAAAAUAUUUAAUAUUACAUAAGAGUAUAUAUGAAAAUAGGACUUAUAAUAUAAAUGAGAUUGUUGAAAUUUUAAGAGGGAAUAAUAAAAUAUAUGAAAUAUAUAAAAUAUAUAAAAAUGGUGGUGAUAAUAAUAAAAUAUAUAUAAAUGAUGGUGAUAAUAAUAAAAUAUAUAAAAAUGAUGGUGAUAAUAAUAAAAUACCUACAAAUUGUGAAACCCAAACCGUUGUUGUAGAUAUAAAGGAGACAUCUGGAAUUAUUAAUUCAUAUGACUACUCGUCUCAUAAUUCUUCAGAUGAUGAUGAGAAUAAUAAUAAUUAUUUAAUAAAUACUAUUGAAGAGAAUAAAAAUAAUAUGUAUGGAAGCGACGAAAGUGAUAAAAAUAUUUUUUCAAUUAUAAAAGAGAAAAACGUAAUUGAUGAAAUAAAAGAAAAGAAGCAGAAAGAAAAAAAAAAGAACAAAAUAAAAAUAGAUAAAUUUAAUGUAUUACAAAAAAUAUUAAUAAGUAUAUCAAAAGAGAAUCAUUAUAUAUUUUUAUAUAUUAUUUAUACAAUAAUAAAGCCAAUAUUGAAGGAGUGUUAUUAUUUAAUAUGUUUUUUAGCUAGCCAAAAAGAGGUAAUGAAAAAAUAUACUAAUAAAAUAAAUCAUAAUAAUAAUAAUAAAAUAAAUCAUAAUAAUAAUAAAAAUAAUAAUAAUAAUAAUCAUUAUAAUAAUAAUAACUCGUGUUGUAGUGAGGAUAAAAAAUUCUUUAGUUGUAAUGAAAAAGAAGAAGAAUCAAAAUAUAAUAUAAGAAUUAAAAAAUUAUUCAAUAUAUUAACAAGCUACAUAAAUUUUGUAAAUAAUAUUUUAGAAAAUAGUGUUAAAAUAUAUAAAGUGAUAAAAUAUAAUAUAUAUUUUUUAAAUGAUAUAUAUAUAGUAGGAGAAAUAAUAAAAAUAGGUGGAGAUCUUUUUAUUCAUAGAUAUCAUGAAUGUGGAUUAGAACUUUUCAAUAUUCUUAUAAAUUUGAUAUGUAUUCAUAAUAAUGAUAAUAUUUUAAAGAAUGAAUUAAAUUGUGAUGAUAAUAAUUUAUCUAUAUAUUUAAUAAAUACAAUUAUUUCGUUUUUUUCUAUUGUUGGUUUUAAUAAUGAGUUAAUUGAAAUAUCUGAGUAUAAAAAAAAAGAGAUAUUUCUUUAUUAUAAAUGUUAUGAUAAAUUAUAUAAUCUUAAUAUAGAUAAUAAUUCAUUUGAUUAUAGAUAUAUAUGGAGAGAACAUAUUAUAAAAAAUUGUUUUUCUUUUAUGGAGGAUAUAAAAAAACAUAAUGAAGAAAAUAUAUUAAAUGAAAAUAGUGAAUUUAAAAAGAAUACUUUAUUAUUUUUUCUUAGUUUAAUAAACAAAAUAAUAAAAUAUAAAUAUGUUCACAUUAAAAAUUAUAUAAAUACUAUGUUGAUAAAUAUGUCUUUAUUAAUAUUAAAGAUAUAUAUAUGUCAGGAAGAACAUAUGGAUCGAUAUAUUAAGUUGUUGAAAAAAAUGUGUCAAAUGGAUGAUAUAACAUAUAUUAUAUUUGUUAUUACGAAUAUUUCAUCUUUUAUAUUAAAUUAUUUUUAUAAGGAUGUGCAAAGGUUUAAAGACCACUAUGUAUGCAUAAAGAGUGAUAAUAUAUAUAAAGAUAACAUAUGUGGUGAUAAUAUAUAUAAAGAUAACAUAUGUGGUGAUAAUAUAUAUAAAGAUAACGUAUGUGGUGAUAAUAUAUAUAAAGAUAACAUAUGUGAUGAUAAUAUAUAUAAAGAUAACCUACAUGGUGAUAAUAUAUAUUGUGAUGAUACAUAUAAAUGUUCAGACAAUAUUAAUGUGAUAGAAAAAGAGGAACCCCCCCCCCACAGUAACUUAUUUCAAUACAUAUAUGACAAACAAAAUUAUAAUUAUUGUCUAGAUAAAAACAUUUUAAAGGUAGUAUAUACUUUAAAAGUUACAAAUUUGUUAUUUGAAAAAGGUAAAAAUAUAGAAAAUGAGGAAAAUAAUAUUAACAAGAAUAAUAAUGAAUUGAUGAAUGAUAAUAAUAUUUGUGUGUAUGAAAAUAUAAAUAAUUUACAAUUAGUAGAUAAUAAUAUAAUUAAAAUUAUAGUUAAUUUAAAUAUAGAUGAUAAUGAAAUUAUUUAUUAUCAUUUUAAUUUUCUUUUACGUUUGACAUAUUUACAUAUAUAUUAUAUAUAUGUUAAUAUAACGAAUAUAUUAUUUUUAGAAAAUCAUAAUAAAGAUAAGAGAAUAUUAUCUCUUCAAAAUAUUAACAAUAAAGAUGCAUGUAAGAAUAAAAGAGAAAUGUUAUAUGAAAUAUUUAUUUGUAUAAAUAGUAUGGAGAUUAUGGAUUUGUGUAUCAAAUAUAUGUAUGAAGAAAGUGUACUUAAUAAAUUUUUAUUUUUAAAAGAAAUAGAUAAUCACAAAAAAAAAAAAGACAUGAUAGAAAAUAAUAAGAAGAGUGUAAUGGUUGAAAUGGAUUAUAUGAAAAUAAUGGAUGAUGAUAAACAGAAUAUAUUAUAUUACAGACAAUAUUUGAACAAGAUAAAAGGAUUUAUAAAUAUAAAUGAUAUAAAUAAUUUAGAGCUUAUUUCUUUUGAUGACACAGAAGAAAUAAUAUCAGAGGAAAAAAAAAAUAUUCUAGAAAUUGAUGAAAAUAUUGAUAAGGAUAAUAAUAGUUUGAAUAUUAUAAAUAAUAAUUUAUUUAAAUAUAAUAUUAUGAAAAUGCCAAAUAAAAUUUUCAAUUUUAAAAUAUUAAUUAAUAUACAGGAGUUGUUAUAUAUAUUAAAAAUAAUAUUAAGUAUACAUAUUGUCUAUAAUAAGAUAAAAAAUGAAUAUAAUAUUAUUAUAAAAAAUAAUAAAGAGGAAAGAUUAUUAUUUUCAUUUUGUCAAUAUAUAUAUUAUAAAUGGAAAGGAAUUAUGAAUUAUCUGUUUAUAUAUUUUGAUAGAAUAAAUAAUAGGAAAGAAUUUUUAGAAAAUUUAAUUGAUCAUUGUUUAAAUAAAGUAGAUGAAUAUGUAAUAAAUCAAGAUCAUAUUGAAGAUGAUAUAUAUUGUGUUAUAUUUAAAAAUAUUUAUAAUUUAAAAGAUAAUAAUAAUAAUAGUAAUAAUAUUAUGAUUAAUAAAAAGUAUGGGGACCAUCCUAUAUAUUUGUAUAAAUCAUUAAACGUUUUAUUAAUAUUUUUUAUUCCUUCAUUGUUAGGUUUAGAUAAUAAUAUAAGUGAACAACAUAUAUAUGACUUGUUGCAUUUGUCUAUGUAUGUAUAUAUGUUAUAUAUAUAUAAUGUGACUACAAAUUUUAAGUCAAUAAAAGGAACAGAUGUGUUGCAAGAAGGGAGUAACGAGAAUGUUGAAGAGGAUGGAUGUGACCAUACAACUAUUACACACCGUAAUGAUAAUAAUAAUAAUAAUAAUAAUGAUGGUGAUGAUAAUUAUUAUAGUGAUAGUGACUCAUCUGAUGAUAAUAUCAAACGUGAACAUACAAAUAUUUUUAAAAAAUCUUUCUUCUUUAAAAAAAAAAAAAAUAAAAUAAAUAAUAAUAUUAUUAUGAAUGAUGAUGUAUUGAAUAGUUAUGAUACCUUUAUAAAUUUUUUUAAUGAAAAGAGUAGAACCAUACUUUAUUGUGAUGAAAAUGAAGUGGUUGAUAAGAAAGAUGUGGUUGAUAGUAACAACGUGGUUGAUAGUAACAACGUGGUUGAUAAGAAUGAUGUGGUUGAUAAGAAUGAUGUGGUUGAUAAGAAUGAUGUGGAUGAUAAGAAUGAUGUGGUUGAUAAGAAUUAUGUGGAUGAUAAUAACAUGAUUGAUAGUAACAACGUGGAUGAUAAUAACAUGGUUGAUAGUAACAAUGUGGAUGAUAGUAACAACGUGGAUGAUAAUAAUAAUAUUGUUUACAGAAAUAAUAAUGUUAACAAAAUAAAGUAUGAUGAGAUAAUAAGUGCAUUAGAUUUUAUCGAUUUAGAUCUAUAUGAAAAUAUUUAUGAAUGUGCCUUACAAAUAAUAUCUAUAAUAAUAUAUAAUAAAUUAGAUAAGAGAGAGAAACUUAAUUAUAUAUAUAUGCAUAUGAAUAUAAUAAAAUAUUUUACUAUAACAUUAAAAGAUACUAUACUAUUUAAGAUUCUCAUUGAUCAUUUUACUAAUAUAUUUCAAGCUCUUAUGAAUAAUAAUUUAAAAAAAAAAAAAAAUAUAUAUAUACAUGAAACAAAAUAUUGUCUAUCAAUAGAUAGAUUUUUUAAUUUUAUUAGUAACACAUUUAAUGUUCCUUUUUAUGAAGAUAAAAAAAAUGAAAGUAAAAUGAUGAGUAGUUGUGAUUAUGAUGUUAUGAAUAUAUAUGUGCAGAUGGUUUUUUUUUUGUUUGAUUAUUUAUAUUUUAAGAAAGAAAUAAUUCACAAUAAAAGAAAAUAUGAUUUAUAUUUAAUACAUGAUAACUAUGAUAAGGGUGAUUAUAAUAAAAAAGGUUGUUAUAAUAUAAAUGUUCAUAUAUUAGAUAAUAUACAUACAAAUAAAAUCAUUGAUGAAACAACUGAAGAUUGUAAUAAAAAAAUAAAUAUCAAUUGGAAAUAUUUAAAAAAAAUAAAUAUAAGUAUAUAUAAUUCUGUUAUAAUUAGAUUAAUAAAUGUAGAAUCAUUAUUUGAUAUACAUAAAGAAAAGGUUUCCACUUGUUGUCAUGAAGAGAGUUGGAAUUUUUAUUUUAUGUGUCAUUUUUUUAUGUCCAUAUUUCAAAUGUUUUCUAUAUUUUAUGAUUUAAGUUUUUAUGUGAACAAAAAAGAGGAAGAGUUGAAAAAAAAAAGUGGAACACAUGGAAUGUCACAUAAUAUAUAUGAAGAAGAAAAUAUGGAAAGUAUUUACAUACAUAUGAAUAAUAAACGAGAUAAGCAAUUAUUAAUUAUAUUUUAUUAUACUUAUAUAUCACAUAUAUAUAGUUAUUUAUUUCCAAAUGUAUAUAAUAUAGAUACAAAUACAUUAUUUUGUAUUAAUAAUUUUAAUAGUAUAUAUUUUAAAGAGCACCAUAAUUUUUUGAAUACAUACAAAACAUUUUUGCUUCUUUUUCUUUAUCAUAUGUUUAAUUAUUUAUAUUUUAUUGAUAUAUCAAAUAAAUUUAUAACAAUAACAGAAUAUUUUUAUUUAAUAAAUAAAUAUAAUAUUUGCUUUGAAAGUUCUUUAUCUUAUGAUUUAAUUCGCAAUAAAAAGGAAGUCGUUGAAUUUGUUGAAAAGAAUGUAGAAAAUAUGUCGGGGGGUUUAAUAAAAAAGAAUUACAAUAACAUUGAUAAGGAUGAAAAUAAUAUCAUGAGAAAAAAAAAUAAACUUGUUAUGUCAACUAAUGAAUAUAAUAUGGAUAGAUAUAAAAAUGAUAUAAUAAAUUCUAUAUAUGAAGUAAAUACAAUAAAAGAUAAAUCACAUAUAAUAUAUAAAAUAAAAUGUGAAAGAAAACAACAAAAAAAAAAAAAUAAUAAAUUAAAUUGUAAAUAUCUAACUAUAAUUCAUUUGAUGUCUAUAGUGUUAUUAAAUAUGUCCAUUCAAGAAAUUGUAGAUAAUAAUUUCUAUGCAAUCUUAGAAAUAUGUAUAUUAAAAGGAAUUAAUAAAGUUGCCAAUUUUUUUAUUAAUAAGAAAGAAUAUUUGACAAAUAAUAAAAAGUAUAUAAUGAAAGUUUUAAAACAUAAUAGUGAUAUAGUGAAACAUAUAUUUACACGUGAUCACAAAAAAAAUAAAAAAAUAAAAAUAAAACAAAAAAAUAUUAAAAAUGAAUUAUUAAUUGAAAAAAAUUUAGAAAAUACAACAAAUGAAUGUAUUAUUCAAAAUAUGAUGUAUGAUAAAAACAUACCACCAUAUAGUGAAUAUAAAAAAUUAAUAAUGAGAAAAAUUAUUUCAUUGAAUCUCAUUUUGUGUUUACGAUUAUUAUAUUUAAUUAUUAAUACUCUAAAUUAUUUUUUAAAAUAUGACAAUAAAAUAAUAAAUCAUAAAGAAGAAAAUGAACAAAAUAUUAACAUGUUCAAAAAAAAAAAAUUUAUUUUUUUCUUAUUGUCAUAUAAAAGCAUACUCAUGAAAAAUGUUAUGAAAAUACUUGUAUCUGUUCCUUUAGCUUUAAUAAGAUAUUUAUCUGUAUGUAUCUUAUAUAUUAUAUCUUUUUUUAAUUACGAUUCAUUUCUUUCUUACGAAACGAUUCAAGACAUUAAGUGGUAUUUGUCUAUAGCUUCAAUCGAUCCUCAUAAAAAAGUUAGAAAAAUGGUAGUCUUGUGUAGGACAAGAUGGAUGUAA